Molecule: messenger RNA, 207 nt
Organism: Gongylonema pulchrum
Lineage: Eukaryota; Metazoa; Nematoda; Chromadorea; Rhabditida; Gongylonematidae
Source: the annotation of a GenBank genome assembly
AUGAUUGAAGUAAUCAAAUGGGGUUUCGUUGAGUUUUGCUCUUCUGCUCAAAAUCUCCCAACACUUCUAUUCGUGCAGGUAGCGGAUGCUAUGUCGAUGAAUAUCGAGGAAACAAGCACCACCAAGAUCUGUCAUUUCGCCGGCGAACGCCCAUUUUCCAAGAACGUGGAUGUAAUAUCCAUGGAUUGGCUUACCUGGAUAAAUUAG